This is a messenger RNA of Corticium candelabrum, 1092 nucleotides long. Its product is annotated as F-actin-capping protein subunit alpha-1-like. Gene Ontology annotation, molecular function: actin filament binding. The transcript has 9 exons. The record is from RefSeq and is a predicted model, not a curated record. Gene Ontology annotation, cellular component: actin cortical patch; F-actin capping protein complex. NCBI's taxonomy places the organism in Eukaryota, Metazoa, Porifera, Homoscleromorpha, Homosclerophorida, Plakinidae. Gene Ontology annotation, biological process: barbed-end actin filament capping; actin cytoskeleton organization. Bases 58 to 927 code for a protein of 289 amino acids.
GUCGCGAUAAGCUCAGUCGCCAUUUUCGAUCGAAAACUGAGCGAGUUGCUGUCAGAAAUGGCUGCGUACGAAGACCCAAUCUCUGAACGCGAGAAAGUGCAGAUAGCGUCGAACUUCAUCUUACACGCUCCUCCUGGAGAGUUCAACGAAGUUUUCAAUGAUGUCAGGCUGCUUCUAAAUGACGACGCGUUACUCAAGUCGCAGGCGGCAGGGGCAUUUGCACAAUAUAACAAAGAACAAUUUACGCCGGCGAAGCUAGAAGGCGUAGAGGAGAAGGUUCCUGUCACAUUUCACGGUGAAGUAGAACCCAAUCGUUUUCUUGAUCCGAGAACGAAGCAAACGUUUAGAUACGACCAUUUGAGGAAGGAAGCUAGUGACUUACAACCUGCAAGAGCUGAUGAUGGUUCAGAAGGUUUUCGAAACGCGUUGGAUUCUGCUCUUCGUCCGUACGUCAAGAACCAUUAUUAUGAUGGAGUUUGCGCGGUAUAUGGAAAGACAAAUAGUAAAGGAGUCACUCUAACUGCUUGCAUUGAAGACCACAAAUUCAGUCCAAAGAAUUUCUGGAAUGGAAGGUGGAGAUCAGAAUGGAACGUCACAUUCACACCAGGGGCAUCUCAGCCUGCCACAUUGACAGGCAAUUUGAAGAUCCAAGUGCAUUAUUAUGAGGAUGGUAAUGUUCAACUUGUUUCCAGCAAGGAGAUCUCAGAAUCAGUAAAUGUUGGGCCGGAAGAGAAGAUGGCACAAGAUAUGGUGAAGAUUAUUGAGAAAAUGGAAAGUGCGUAUCAGGAAGCUGUGAUCAGCAACUACCAAACAAUGUCAGAGACAACGUUCAAGGCACUUCGACGAGCUUUGCCAGUUACGAAGACUAAACUGGACUGGAACAAAAUUGCCACGUACCGAAUUGGCAAGGAGUUGCGAAAUGACUGAAUCGGAAUGCGCCAUAAUGUUGGUGUGGUAAACAUUUUACAGCUACAUGAUUGGAUUGGAUGGGUAGUGACUUUUCAAAGGUAAAUGACAGUUUGUUAUUAUGUUGUGGCAUGUCCACUGUAGUGUUUGUUGGUUGGUUUGAAUGGAAUAAGUUGUGAUUCAUGA